This is a messenger RNA of Uloborus diversus, 542 nucleotides long. RefSeq names its product protein singles bar-like. Lineage: Eukaryota; Metazoa; Arthropoda; Arachnida; Araneae; Uloboridae. The record is from RefSeq and is a predicted model, not a curated record. The coding region runs from base 10 to 519 and encodes 169 amino acids. The transcript is spliced from 4 exons. Gene Ontology annotation, cellular component: membrane.
UCGUUCAAUAUGCCUAAUGUUGCUAUCACCAGGACAGACAUUGCUGCACAACGGAGAGUUUGCUGCUACACCGACUUUUUAUCCACUCAACCUGGAUUAUGUAAACUCGGAGAACUGGUGUUUGGAGGUAUCUGCGUUGGUUUGAUGAUCACCUAUGGUACUCCGGUUUGGUUGACACUGGGCCUGGCGUAUCCACUUUUCUUGGUGAACUCUUCAGCAGCUUUACUCUUCACCUCGAUCAGCCUCUUUUGUUAUAUCAUUUCUGAGCACUCAUACAGAGUCAUCAGGACAACUAUUCUUGAACUAGUCCAGAAUGGCGUGGCGGCCAUUUUAUAUGCUGUUGCUUCUGCGUUUCUCAUCAUGCAUACUUCCUUCUUUUUGUGGCCAAUGUACAUUAUCAUUCCAUAUUUCCAGGCUUAUCCAGCCCUAAUGACGGCAGGGGUUUUCGGAUGUUUGAGUGCUGGCAUUCAUGCAAUCGAUUGCUACUUUGCUUACCGAACAUUCAAAAGUUUUCGUUGAAGAGGACUCCAUGAGAAAAGUAG